Mangifera indica (mango) is the source of this 1702-nucleotide messenger RNA. RefSeq names its product putative cyclin-D7-1. Gene Ontology annotation, cellular component: cyclin-dependent protein kinase holoenzyme complex; nucleus; cytoplasm. The record is from RefSeq and is a predicted model, not a curated record. NCBI's taxonomy places the organism in Eukaryota, Viridiplantae, Streptophyta, Magnoliopsida, Sapindales, Anacardiaceae. The coding region runs from base 596 to 1609 and encodes 337 amino acids. Gene Ontology annotation, molecular function: cyclin-dependent protein serine/threonine kinase regulator activity. The transcript has 6 exons. Gene Ontology annotation, biological process: regulation of cyclin-dependent protein serine/threonine kinase activity; mitotic cell cycle phase transition.
UUGGAAAAACUAGAAAACGUGGGAAGCCAAGAUGAAUCGGUGGUGAAAAAAAGAGAGUUCAUUAGAGAGAGUGGUGAAGGAGUUUCCCGUGCACAGUAAAAGCAUAUGUUUUUCCUAAUUGAAUGCGACUCCUCGAUCAGUUGAAACAGCAGUUACUCCGCACUCACUAUCAUGACUCCGAACUUCCCCUUACGUGAUCCCACUCCCAAUCCCCACCACCAGCCAUCUCCAAAACUUCCUCUCCUCUCUGUAAACACGUAACAAGGUGACGGUUGAAACAUUACCAGCUGCACAUUUAUGUACAGCAUGCGCUCACGCAAUUGGUUACUGUGUUUAUCCAUGCAGCAUUUACCCCUUUUCAUGAGGGUCGUCUCCUUCUUUUUAUAUCUCCUAACCAACCACCCCAUCAUCUCUUAUUACUCCUCCUUGCUUUCUAUUUUUGACAAGUACAGCCGCGUUCUUACAUUGAGGUACUUAUAUCUAGUAUCUCUAAACUACAGUCAAAAGGGCUUCCUGUCAGAGUCUUUUAUUGUUCAAUAGAUACAUAUAUAUUAGUGUAUUGGUUAAGGGUUUUUUUGGUAGCCACGGGUGAAGUAUGGAGAUAAGUUUGCUUUGUGAUGAGCUGUGGCUUUCGAAUCCUGCUGCUGAAACUUGUCAUGAACCCACACAAUGCAUUUUAGAGAAAUGUCCUGGAGAUUUGUUUCACAUUAGUAAGGAAGACUGUGAACAGGCUGGUGUUAUUUGCUUUGAGAAGGAGUUGAGUUACACGCCUGAACCUGGAUAUUUAGAGUAUCUCCACUCUAGUAAUUUGAUGGAGUUUAGGCACAAAGCAAUUCAAUGGCUUUUCAAGUCCCGCAGUCGGUUGAAUCUCCGCUUUGACACUGUUUUCAACGCUGUAAAUCACCUUGAUAGAUUCAUAUCCUUGAACCAGUGCCAUGGAUGGAAAUAUUGGAUGAUUGAAUUGCUGUCUGUGGCUUGUUUAUCAGUUGCAUCCAAGUUUUCUGAGACCUCUCCUCCUUUAUUGCAAGAGAUUCAGUUGGAGGACCUUGAACAUUGGUUUGAAUCAAGCACAAUAAGGCGGAUGGAAUUGACCCUAUUAAAGAAUUUGGGAUGGCACCUUGGCUGUGUAACCCCUUACUCUUAUCUGGAACUGCUGCUAUCCAAGAUUGAGUCUCUCGAAUCUCACCUUCAGAAUCAAUUAACCACCCGAUUCACUCAGCUUCUUUUCGGAGCUUUAUUAGAUUUCAAACUGUUGGAAUAUCGGCCAAGUCUUAUUGCCAUAUCCGCUCUACAGUGCUGUCUCAAUGAGCUAAUGCCGUCAUCUUGUUCACACCUUGCUGCUGCUACAACAAGUCUCUCUAACCAUUUUACAAAGGAUGAUCUUCAGAAGUGUCAUAUGAUGAUGAAAUCACGGGUGGUGGAGCCAUUAUCCGAUAUAUUAGUCAGUGGGAAACUUGAGACGUGGCCUUCGAGUCCUGUGACAGUUUUGGUGAAGGAGAGGGUUGACAUUUAUGAUUCCCAAGUUGAUUUGUCUAUCUUCAAACUGCCUGGCUCCAACAUCAAGAUUAUUGAAUCAAGUAAAAAGAGGAAGAGGCAGUCAGAAAAGUAGGAGGGCUGUUCAAAGAGCAUCAUUUCCUUUCUAUCAACUGACAAUGAAAAUCAGACUCUACUCAUUAAUCUAAUCAAUAAAGAAAUUAACAUA